CCGAGCAAGUUAGAACGGCAUAUGAUAGUCGUGCUUGUGCUAGCACUGACUAGCACCCCCCUAAAAUUUUCUUUGCGCUUAUCUCGAGAAUGGUCAUUUUGGACUGAAAAAGUCGGAAAUCCGCCGAUCGGUGGAAAAUUCUCAUCCGCGUGUAAUAAAUCCAUUUGCUGUUAACGUUUUCUAAUCAUUGGUCAUAUCUUCCUCGACUCGUGAACACGCGUAGGGUCCAAACUCGCAAAUCCCUACAAUACCUUCGAACAAUUUCGUAUUCAUUUAACCUACCCUGCAUGUUGUGAGGAUGUAGGAGGAAACCGGAGAACAUAUACAGAGUAAACCCAGGCUGGCACGGAAGAACACGCAAACUACACGCAAGCGAGGCAGGAUUUGACACGUCCUGAGAUCUGUUGCGAUUCACCGCUGGCGCUGUUUAAAUUUUGUCCAACAGACGGCGAUCACAGACCACUAAAGAGGACGCGCGCGCUCCACAGCGUAAUCAACAUCUUACGUGCGCGUAUCCGAGAAACUGUGACCAAGAUGGCGUCUGUCGCCGGAUCAAAUGUCGUAGUUCCUCGCAAUUUCCGGCUUCUGGAGGAACUGGAAGAAGGUCAGAAAGGAGUUGGAGAUGGCACAGUUAGUUGGGGCCUUGCCAACGAUGACGACAUGACCCUCACUCACUGGAACGCCACCAUUAUUGGCCCCCCCAAGACUGUUUAUGAAGGCAGAAUAUACGGUCUAAAAAUCGAAUGUGGACCCAGAUAUCCAGAUCAUCCUCCUCAUGUACGCUUUGUGAACAAGAUCAACAUGGUUGGUGUACAUACAUCAAAUGGCGUUGUCAACUUUGGGGGUGCACAUUAUACUUCAGGACGCAUUAUACUUGAGAAAUUACGGUACUUCAUCCAGUUCUUCAGGGGGGAUCCUGAGGCGUUCCCACGCCAGCUGGGAGAGUUACGUCUCUCCAGGGUGUCUUGGAAUGUCCCCAGGAUCUCCUCCCAGUGGGAUGAUCCUGGAGUUCCUCACCAGGGACAUGUCCAGGAGGCAUCCGAUUCUGAUCCUCCAGCCACCUCAUCUGGUUCCUCUCAAUGUGGAGGAGUAGCGGCUCUACUCUGAUCUCCUACCGAAUGAAUGACUCACCAUAUCUGUUCAGGAAGACACCCUGUGUAGGAAACUCAUUUCGGCUGCUUGUGUCCGGGAUUUUAUUCUUUCGGUCACGACCUACAGCCCAUGACCAUAGGGCUAGGAACGGAAAUCAAUCAGUAAAUUGAGAGCUUUGCCUUUCGGCUUAGCUCCUUCCUUACCACAGCAUACAAAGUCUGCAUCACCUUAGACGGGGAACCUGCUUGUUUAUUUCCCGUUUCAUUCUUCCCUAACUCGUGAACAAGACCCGAGGAUACUUAAACUCCUCCACUUGGGGUAGGAUCUCAUCCCUGACAAAACACAGGGACACUAGUUGGGGAAACUCCCAUGCACCAUCAAAGACACUCCUGAGAGUUUUGAGAUUUUCCAUUGUUCGAUGGCCAAGACGAAAGCCACAGUGCUCCUCCUGACUCCAAGAUUUGACUUCACAAUUGACCCUCCUCUCUACCACCCCUGAAUAGACCUUACUAUGGAGGAUCAGGAGUGUUAUCCCAAUGUAGUAGGAACACACCCUCACGUCCCCCUUCAUAAAAAGGGAAGCACCACACUUGUUUGCCAAUCCAGAUGCACUCUGCCUGAUAUCUAUGUGAUGUAGCAGAGGGAUAUCAAGCAGCAUCACGACAUCCAGAGACUUUUGAAACUCCACCUGAAUCUCAUCCCACCCUUGGGAACUUACCAGGGAGCUUUUUUUUUUUUACCACUUCUGUGACCUCAUCCCUAGAGAUCAGAGCCACCUCAAGAAAUACAAACUCUGCUUCCUCAUGGGAAGGCAUGUCAGUGGAAAUGAGGUAAUCGAAAUAUUCUUCCCUCUCACUCACAAUAUUCUGAGUCGAGGUCAGCAGUGCCCCAUCCCCACUAUGCACAGUGUGGUUGGUGCAGUGCUAAACCUGGAGACGCGGGAUGGUGGAUCAGAAUUUCCUCGAAGCCCUCUGGAAGUCUUUCUCCAUGGCCGCGCUGCACUCCUCCCAUGACCAAGUUUUUGUUUCAGUGACCACCAAAGCUGGAUUACACUUGACCAGCCUAUCUAUACCCAUCAGCUGCCCCAGAUGUCCCACACUCCAAAAAGUCUUGCUAGGACUCCUCCUUCAGAUUAACAGCUAUUGAGUUUCUCCAGUUUAUAGAGUAAUCUGAUAUUUGUGAAAAUGUUUUGAGAUUGAUAACUGCAUGAAGAC
Molecule: messenger RNA, 2306 nt
Organism: Syngnathoides biaculeatus (alligator pipefish)
Lineage: Eukaryota; Metazoa; Chordata; Actinopteri; Syngnathiformes; Syngnathidae
Gene: ube2v1
Product: ubiquitin-conjugating enzyme E2 variant 1
Exons: 6
Coding region: 535-1107 (190 amino acids)
Biological process (GO): DNA damage tolerance; protein K63-linked ubiquitination
Cellular component (GO): nucleus
Source: RefSeq, a predicted model, not a curated record